UAUAAAGGCAUAAAACUUGUGCGUUGCCCACCCCACUCACUGAAACAGGUUUCACUCUUAAACCUCCAGUUUCUUCAGGUACAGUUCAAGCUUUUCUCAGAUAUGGCGCAGGGAAGGGGCAGUGUAAGGCAAGCCAAGUUCGCAGCUGCAAUAUUCCUGCUAUGCUUACUGGUUUGCUUGGAAAAUGUUGAUGCGGCAACUUAUACUGUUGGAGGCAGCAGUGGUUGGACUUUUAACAUGGCUAAUUGGUCUAAAGGGAAGCGCUUCAGGGCUGGUGAUGUGCUUGUGUUCAACUACGACGCAACGAUCCACAAUGUGGUAGCUGUGAACCGAGGAGGCUACACCAGUUGCACCACACCGGCCGGUGCAAAAGUGUACAACUCAGGGAAAGAUCAGGUAAAACUGGCCAAGGGACUAAACUUCUUCAUAUGCAACACUGCUGGUCACUGUGAAUCUGGAAUGAAGAUUGCCAUAAAUGCAAUCUAAUCACCUGGUAUCUUGUUAAGAAUUUAGUUAAAAGAGUUACUACGCUUUGAUUUAGCUAUAGCUAGAACGUGAGUAGAAGAGCAGGGAAAAAAAAUGCUCUGUUGUUGUCAUUUUGCCAGGUCUAAGCAUUUCUAAUCAUCUCAUAUCACCUGAUGUACAUUUACUUUGUAAGGCCCACCGGCCACCAAGGCUCACGGACUUUGUUCGGUUAAAAUGGUCAGUGUUUGGUAUUAUUUUACUUUUGUCCCUGCAAGGUUUGUUUAUUUUGGGUUUUGGAAUUUGGAUGUUUGUUUUUCAUAGGUGCAUGUCCUCGAACCCGGUUCGCUUCUCAAACAAAGCUACAGUCCUAGUUUGAC
Molecule: messenger RNA, 842 nt
Organism: Durio zibethinus
Lineage: Eukaryota; Viridiplantae; Streptophyta; Magnoliopsida; Malvales; Malvaceae
Product: basic blue protein-like
Cellular component (GO): plasma membrane
Molecular function (GO): electron transfer activity
Source: RefSeq, a predicted model, not a curated record